CUCCGCACUCACACUAUCAUGCUUAUUCUAAUGCUAUUGUAGAAAUGCCGCCAAGAAUGCAAGAAGUCGUGCCCUGUGGUUCGAACCGGCAAGCUCUGCAUCGAAGUGGACGCCACGUCGAAGAUCGCCUUCAUCUCGGAGCGUCUCUGCAUUGGAUGCGGUAUCUGCCCGAAGAAAUGCCCCUUCGACGCUAUAAAUAUCAUCAAUCUGCCCACCAAUCUCGAGACCCAAGUCACCCACCGAUACUCGGCGAAUAGCUUCAAACUGCAUCGCCUGCCGAUGCCCCGCCCCGGGCAGGUGCUGGGACUGGUCGGGACAAACGGUAUUGGAAAGAGCACGGCGUUGAAGAUCCUCAGCGGCAAGGUCAAGCCUAAUCUGGGACGGUUUGACAACCCGCCGGACUGGGAGGAGAUCCUGAAGUACUUCCGUGGAUCCGAGUUGCAGAACUACUUCACCAAGAUCCUCGAAGACAACCUGAAGGCUGUUAUCAAGCCUCAGUAUGUGGACCAACUUCCUAAGGCCAUCCGACCGGGCCAAGAGCGCACCGUUAGGGCUCUUAUCAACAAGCAGUCACAGAUGGAGAACAAGGAUGAAAUCAUUGAAGAGCUUGAGCUGAAGGAAAUUCUGGACCGUGACAUCUCCAACCUUUCCGGUGGAGAAUUGCAGCGGUUCGCCAUCGCCAUGGUCUGCGUCCAACGAGCCGACGUGUACAUGUUCGACGAGCCAUCUUCGUUCUUGGAUGUCAAGCAGCGUCUCAACGCCGCUCGCAUGAUUCGGGGCCUGCUUCGCACCGACGACUACGUGAUUGUCGUCGAGCACGAUUUGUCCGUCCUCGACUACCUGUCCGACUUCGUCUGCGUGCUCUACGGCAAGCCCGCUGCUUAUGGUGUGGUCGCUUUGCCGUCCUCCGUCCGAGAGGGCAUCAACCACUUCCUUGACGGCUUCAUCCCGUCCGAGAAUUUGCGUUUCCGUGAUGAAUCCUUGCAAUUCCGCGUCGGUGAGGGUGGCGAGGAGUUCCUGAUCGACAAGGCCCACGCAUACAGCUACCCGAAGAUGAAGAAGACCCUCGGUUCGUUCCAGCUGUUCGUGGAAACCGGUCAAUUCACCGACUCCGAGAUCAUCGUCAUGAUGGGCGAAAACGGCACCGGAAAGACGACUUUCUGCCGUAUGCUGGCCGGCUACGAGACCCCCGACGGCACCACCCGCAUCCCGAAGAUGAGCAUCAGCAUGAAGCCGCAGACCAUCACGCCCAAGUUCACGGGCACCGUGCGCCAGCUCUUCUUCAAGAAGAUCAAGUCCGCGUUCAUUAGCCCGCAGUUCCAGACCGAUGUCUACAAGCCGCUGAAGAUCGACGACUUCAUCGACCAGGAGGUGCAGCAUCUGUCCGGUGGUGAAUUGCAACGUGUCGCCAUCGUUCUGGCACUGGGAAUGCCGGCCGACAUCUACGUCAUCGACGAACCGAGCGCUUACCUCGACUCCGAGCAGCGUAUCGUGGCCGCCCGCGUCAUCAAACGCUUCAUCAUGCACGCGAAGAAGACCGCCUUCGUCGUCGAGCACGAUUUCAUCAUGGCCACCUACCUCGCUGACCGCGUCAUCGUGUUCGACGGGAAGCCGGCCAUCAAGGCCCGUGCCAACACCCCGGAGAGCCUCCUGACGGGCUGCAACAAGUUCCUCAAGAACCUCGACGUCACCUUCCGCCGCGAUCCGACCAGCUACCGCCCGCGGAUCAACAAGGCUGGCAGCCAGUUGGACCAGGAGCAGAAGUUGGGCGGAAACUACGUAAGUACUCUCGGGAACCCACCUCCGUAGAUUCACCACUGACCUUUUCCCUCCCACAGUUCUUCCUAGAAGAUGAUAGUUGAAGACGCCUCGGAUGAUUC
Messenger RNA from Eremomyces bilateralis CBS 781.70, 1880 nucleotides. Its product is annotated as hemin import ATP-binding protein hmuV. Gene Ontology annotation, molecular function: ribosomal small subunit binding; ATP hydrolysis activity; iron ion binding. The transcript is spliced from 4 exons. Gene Ontology annotation, biological process: translational termination; translational initiation; ribosomal subunit export from nucleus. Bases 280 to 1809 code for a protein of 509 amino acids. NCBI's taxonomy places the organism in Eukaryota, Fungi, Ascomycota, Dothideomycetes, Eremomycetales, Eremomycetaceae. The record is from RefSeq and is a predicted model, not a curated record.